UUCAAAAAUUGACGACUGUAGAAAAUGGCGAAGCCUCAGCUACAAUUAGUGAAGCGAGCAGCUCUGUUUGUAUUCAUCUUUCUUAUUAUUCAAAUUUACCACACAGAAGCCCAGGAAGCCACUGUGAAGAACGAAAAGGAGCGUCUUCAACGUGCUGAACCACUGUAUUGGGACAUUUUGCUUAGGAGCACAGAUGAGACUACAUGUCCUCUACUUGAAGAAGAAAUCUCUAGGCUUAGAGCUCAGAUGGAAGCUAUUUUAUUCGAGCUACAGACUGCUUUGGAUCAAAAGUUGGCACUGGAGCGAGAGCUUGCAGAAUGCAGAAACCAACUGGAAAUGGAAUAAACCUGGCAGACAGCGUACACGAUGAUCCAAAUUUUCUUUUACUAUUUAGAUGGACAAUCAAAGACUCUCAUUCUGCACAAUGAAACUUCAAAUUAUUAAAUUUAAUGAAAUGCAUGAUUUGAAAAUUGAUUAAAUUAUACAAUAUACUUCA
Molecule: messenger RNA, 496 nt
Organism: Saccostrea cuccullata (small rock oyster)
Lineage: Eukaryota; Metazoa; Mollusca; Bivalvia; Ostreida; Ostreidae
Exons: 5
Coding region: 25-345 (106 amino acids)
Source: RefSeq, a predicted model, not a curated record